GAAUUGAAUACAGUUGAAAAUUUCAAACACUCUUGUAAUAACUGACAUACCACAACAAAAUGAAAUCAUUUGUUUGCUUCAUCUACAUUAUUGUGGCUAUUUCAUUGGCCACCGCCUCAACAGUUGGUUCCUCUUCCUCCAGCAGCAGUUCCCUAAGCAGCAGCAGCGAUACCAAACAGGAUGUUGAAAGUGAUUUGAAACCCCAACUCACUUCACAGUUAAGCAACGACUACAAUCGUUUUAGAAAGUCGGCUGGUUAUGGUGGCUCUGCUGGUGGUUAUGGUGCAGCUAGUAUUCCAGCUCCUCCCUGCCCCAAGAAUUACUUGUUCAGUUGUCAACCUAAUUUAGCUCCUGUACCCUGUGCCGCUCCAGCUCCCGCUUACGGUUCUGCCGGUGGUUAUUCGGCUCCAGUACCAACUUAUAUCGCUCCUCUAGGCAAUAACUAUGGUCUACCUCAAGGUUAUAAUGGUUUCGUACCCCAAACAUUUAAUCAAUUCUAUCAAUAUUAAAUUGUUUUAUUAUUUUCGACCACAUUAAAUGGAUACAAUGAUGUACACGCGCCAUAAUUAAUGAAAUUUUGUAAGAACAAUAACAAAAAGUAAUAAUUUAAUUUUAAAUAAAUUCAAUUGUUUGUUGUAAAAACAUA
This is a messenger RNA of Lucilia cuprina (Australian sheep blowfly), 646 nucleotides long. Its product is annotated as vitelline membrane protein Vm26Aa-like. The record is from RefSeq and is a predicted model, not a curated record. The coding region runs from base 60 to 509 and encodes 149 amino acids. NCBI's taxonomy places the organism in Eukaryota, Metazoa, Arthropoda, Insecta, Diptera, Calliphoridae. The transcript has a single exon.